Trachymyrmex cornetzi is the source of this 1606-nucleotide messenger RNA. RefSeq names its product gephyrin. The record is from RefSeq and is a predicted model, not a curated record. The transcript has 8 exons. The coding region runs from base 1 to 1533 and encodes 510 amino acids. Gene Ontology annotation, biological process: Mo-molybdopterin cofactor biosynthetic process; establishment of synaptic specificity at neuromuscular junction; glycine receptor clustering. Gene Ontology annotation, molecular function: molybdopterin molybdotransferase activity. NCBI's taxonomy places the organism in Eukaryota, Metazoa, Arthropoda, Insecta, Hymenoptera, Formicidae. Gene Ontology annotation, cellular component: postsynaptic membrane; postsynaptic specialization; dendrite.
AUGCUGGCCGACAGGGAGGUCCAAAUUAACGGACACAAACCGAAAAGAACUAUAGAACCUCACCAUGGAGCGGUGAAGGAGCACUUGAAUGUAGCGGUGAAGGUCAAGGUCAAGAGAAAAAAACGACAAAAUACCUUCCUUAAAGAAAAAACCAGUAAAAUACCUUCCUCGCUCGGAAGAACAAGGCAAAUUUCCACAAAACGUACACGCGUAAUUGAAUCCCAACAGAAAAAUAUGUUAAUAGCGAAGAAUAUUUAUAAGAAACAAAGGAAUCAACUUAUGUUGCCAGUGGAAGAGGCAUUAUAUAUGAUACGUCUUAUAGUAAACAAAUUCCAUCUCGCAAAAGAAGAAAAUAUUCAAAUAAAAGAUGCCUAUGGCAGAAUACUGGCAAAUAAAAUAUAUUCCUCUGUAAAUGUGCCGCUUUGUAACAUUUCUGCUAAACGUGGAUACGCGAUAUUAGCCAGCGACGGGAAGGGCAUAAGAAGAGUAUUGAAAGCACAUCCCACGUUCGCAGAGAUUUCGAUCAUACCUGGCACCUGCGUGCGAGUGAGAAGUGGAGAACCCAUACCUAAUGGAGCAACGGCAGUUGUAACAUUAGAGAAUACAAAGAUAUUGGAAGAAUACAGCCAUAAUGACGAUGAUUAUUUUAAUAUCGACGACAAAGAAUACCAAAUUGAAGUUUUAGUAGCCCUAAAAAAAAACGAGAAUAUUAGAAACGCUAGCUGCGAGAUGCAACGCGCCCAAUGCAUUUGCAAUAAAUUCGCUCGUAUCGGAUUAGCGGAACUGGGCAUUUUGACAUUAUGUGACAUAAAUUCAGUUCCAGUCAUUCAAAUUCCAUCUGUAGGUCUGCUAUCUAUCAGUAGCGAAUUGAAAGAGCCUGGAAACACAUUAAUUCUAGGACGCAUCUACGACUGCAACAGGAUAAUUGUGUCCUCGUUAUUGAAGAAGAAUAAUUAUGAUCCGGAGGACUUAGGAAUUUCUGCUCACAAGUUGGAUGAUAUGGUCAAUAAAAUUAAGAACGCUUUAGACAAAGUGGAUAUACUCGUAAUAAUGGGCCAUACAAAUGACAAAGAUCUAUUGAAGCCUAUCUUAAAGGCAUAUUUUAACGCAAUGAUACAUUUCGGUCGCGUGGAGAUGAAACCAGGAAAAUCGACAAUGUUUGCAACGUGCACGUUCAAACAUAAAAUGAAGUUUUUCCUAUGCAUGUCGGCAAAUCCCACAACUGUUUCCGUUGUCAGGCAUGUAUUGUUUCUGCCAUUUCCGAACGAAAUGUAUUGCAGUUACUUGACAAAGCCAAUUAGCAUACAGGCUUGCAUAAAUACAAAACACGAGCUGCAUUCGCGUCCGAAAUUUUCCUGGACAACAUUACGCUGGAUGGAGACAGAAAUGUUUCCGAGAACUUACUGCUUACAAAAUCAAUAUCAAAAUGUAAUGAACUAUCAAAAGGAUAAUGCGCUUCUAAAGUUGCCAUCGUGUUCGCCAAAUCAGCCGAUAUUAGAUGCAGCAUUCGUACCAACGAUGUUUCUCGGCUGAAAAAUCUAAGAUAUUCCUGAUCGACUAGUAGGACAUUUGCAUACAUUUGCGUUAUUUAGUUAUAUAUAAUUAU